AUGGCAUACUACGCGUUCCAACACUUCACCGUGCGGUUUCCGCCUGAGCAUCAGCAUGUGGCCCAUGUGGAGAUCAACCGGCCAGAUAAGAUGAACGCUUUCUUCGAGGCCAUGUGGCUCGAGUUGAGCCAGAUUUUUACACAACUCUCCACGGAUUCGUCGGCCCGCGCCAUCGUGCUCAGUGGCGCAGGUGACCGGGCAUUCACGACGGGGUUGGACGUCAAGGCAGCGUCACAGGGCCUGCUGUCGGGGGAUGCAGCUACCGACCCCGCCCGGAAAGCAGCUCAUCUGCGCCGCCAUAUCGCCUCAUUCCAGGAUUGUAUUAGUGCCGUGGAGCGCUGUGAAAAGCCCGUUGUGGUGGCCAUGCACGGAUUUUCACUGGGGCUCGCCAUCGAUCUGUCCACUGCGGCAGACGUGCGGGUAUGUGCACGGAAUGUCCGUUUCGCGGUCAAAGAGGUGGACAUCGGGAUCGCGGCAGAUGUUGGUACCUUGAGCCGGCUACCGAAGGUGGUUGGGCACUAUGGUUGGGUGAAGGAGGUGGCCCUAACGGCACGCGAGUUUGGGGCCGACGAGGCGCUGCGCGUCGGCUUUGUCAACGCUGUCUACGACACCCGUGAGGCCACCAUCGUCGCAGCUCUGGAACUGGCAGCGUACAUGGCCACCAAGAGUCCCGUGGCGGUGCAGGGCACCAAGGAGAUUCUGAACUGGUCGCGCGAUCACUCCGUGCAGGAUGGGCUGCGCUACACCACCGUGUGGAACAGCGCGGCUCUUCAGACGCAGGAUAUGUCGGCUGCACUGAUGUCUGGAUUGCAGAAGCGCACCCCGACCUUCGAGAAGCUGUAG
Penicillium alfredii is the source of this 843-nucleotide messenger RNA. Its product is annotated as enoyl-CoA hydratase/isomerase family protein. Gene Ontology annotation, cellular component: mitochondrion. Gene Ontology annotation, molecular function: delta(3,5)-delta(2,4)-dienoyl-CoA isomerase activity. The record is from RefSeq and is a predicted model, not a curated record. The transcript is spliced from 2 exons. The coding region runs from base 1 to 843 and encodes 280 amino acids. Lineage: Eukaryota; Fungi; Ascomycota; Eurotiomycetes; Eurotiales; Aspergillaceae.